AUGGCCGAAUUGAUUUCCAUCCACGGAUGGGGCUAUCCGGCCCUCCGAACCUCCUCCACUUCUACCGACCCCGUGCAGAAACUACGCACAAACUCCGCGGAUGUCAGAUCUAUUUCUCCAAACAGGAAAAUCCCCAAGUCCAAGUCAACAAAUGCGCUGGCGGAUAUAAUAGCGGCAUCCGGCGUUCACGGAGUUUCCCGUGCUGCUCUUGAAGGACCCUCCGAACAUUCCCUUUCUACCCUGCGCGACCCUCGAGUUGGCAGCACGUCAGAUUUAUCGACUUCGGCUUCGUCACCACACCACCCAGAUUUGAGCAGUGAGGUCGCAAAUCUCAGCGACAAGCUCAUCCAAGCCCUUAACAGCCAGACUAUCUUAGAUGAUACUCUGGCAGCCACACGCCAGGAGUUGGAACAAGCGCUCAUAAGGAUUGGACAACUGGAGGAACAAACCCGUCAAUAUGAGGCAGAUAUCACUAAUGGGGUCCUAAUGAGGAGAGUGGAUGUGGAAACCGAGUGGGCGAAGCUGAAGGAUGAAGCUGCUGAACAAAGAACUCAGCGUGCAACUAUUGAAAAGGAAAAAAAGGCAAUUGAACUGGAGCUCGAAAAUCUAACAGCAGCGUUGUUUGAGGAAGCUAAUAAGAUGGUAGCCGCCGCACAAUUAGAACGAGAGAUUGUUGAGCGGCGAAAUGAACAGCUUCGAGCGCAAAUUAAAGAUAACGAAAUACUUCUUGCCUCUCAGCAGGAGCAACUGAGCGAGUUGAAGGUCGUCAUACAGAAUAUGAAUACUGAUCAGGACGAGAUUCGCAGUCGAACGGAUGCUUCCACUACACCUUCUUCUCCAGGCACAACACAUCAACAUGUUAGUACCAUAGAUCGCCUUUUGGAGGCGAUGAACCUCACACCUACCGCCCCUGGCUCGGGUGAAAUAUGCCCAGCCCCCUCAACAAGUUACUCACACUUAAUGAAACCGGUCUGUCGAACCGAUAUCCAAUCUUUCGAGGAUUUCCGUGCGAUGAUCCAUCUAGCUAGAAGCUCUAAGCCGUCAAGUAGAAUUGGGAGUGGAUCAUAUGGAGGAUUGAAUGUUAUGGGAUUCGGCAAUUUCACAGGCAAUAAGGAAAGCGAACACAAACACUCGUAUUCCAAUGGUUCGGCAAUGUCUCUCCCGGGCUUUCCCGGUUCUCCUAACAGUAAUUCGCCGCCUCGAGAAUCGCACGCAGCUGUUUUAAAGGAAAGCCGAUUCUACAAAAGAGCACUUGCCGAGGAUAUUGAACCCACGCUCAGGCUAGAUGCUGCACCCGGAAUAUCGUGGUUAACCCGUCGUACGGUUCUGAGUAGCAUAUGUGAAGGAGCUCUUGUCGUUGAAUAUAUACCUGCUGUUGCUGCGAAAUACUCAUUCCCAUGUGCGCUCUGCGGUGAAGCGAGAAAAGGAGGGGAGAAUGCACGAACUCAUCGUUUCCGUACCUCAGACAACGAAAAUGCUCAACGCUACCCGAUGUGUACGAUAUGCUUGGAAAGGCUCAGAUCUUGCUGCGAUUUCGUUGGGUAUCUACGACUCAUCGUGGACGGCCACGUUCGCAUUUUGGAUGAAGAGGACGAAAAGGAAGCAUGGGAGGAGACUAUCCGCCUCCGAGAACGAAUGUUCUGGGCUCGGAUAGGGGGAGGAGUCGUUCCUGCUUUCCUUCAGUCGAAAUGCCCCGAGAAGGAUAGUUCUGCUCCCAGUAUUGAUACGGCUUACCAAAAGUGCGAAGAUAAAACGGUGUCUGUGGAAGAUCCCUUUGCGCCUGAUCUAAACGCAGUCGCAAAUUGUACCUCUCAAGUGAGAAUGAAUGCAUUUCAAGCCCGAGAGUCCGACGGACCUGAUGGGAUUAACAACCCCGACUCCGGAAUUGGAAUUGGUUUAACAAACUUCCCAACUAAUGCUAAUGAAAAUGAACUUCCUGUUCAAAGGCUUUCUUUGAGCAAACCAACAGCCAAGGCUAACAUUGACACGAAAAUUUUCCAACUACACGAAUCGGAUUCUUCCAGGCCAAUGGCACCAUCGAACAAUAGUGCUGGAUUGGAUCCGCAAUUAAAAGUUACGAUGCCUAACAAAACAGAGCUCUGAGCGUGUACUCGCCUCUGCUAUCAAACCUAAAGAGAGAAUGUACUGAAUUGGAACCGAACUCGCUAUCAAUUUUUUUUCCUGCGCUGUCCUUUGACUAUACCCAUUUAAUAGUAGCUGGCUGGAGCCGUUUCUUCGAUUCUUCGAGCGCAGGGCGCUGUAUCGUUACUUGCACAUAUAAUAUAUAUACUGGUCACACUCAGCUUUUUUGUCGCGCCAGCACACGAUUGCCUCUUUUCUUACUCCCGCAUGCAGAGGUUUUGUUGUCACCUCUGACUGGCUGGCUAAAUGGCAUCUCUAAUCCUUUCCUUGGCGAUUUUCGAUUUCCCCGUUCCUAUCCUACCAGUACUUCUCCUGCGUCCCGUUUCAAUCUCAAGUUUUCCGCGAAAAUAUGAUAGAAGCCAGUAUGCGCCAUUUUCAACCAUAUCAGUCUGCUCC
This is a messenger RNA of Histoplasma capsulatum G186AR, 2538 nucleotides long. RefSeq lists its product as uncharacterized. Gene Ontology annotation, biological process: exocytosis. The transcript has 3 exons. Gene Ontology annotation, molecular function: guanyl-nucleotide exchange factor activity. NCBI's taxonomy places the organism in Eukaryota, Fungi, Ascomycota, Eurotiomycetes, Onygenales, Ajellomycetaceae. The record is from RefSeq and is a predicted model, not a curated record. Gene Ontology annotation, cellular component: cell tip; Golgi to plasma membrane transport vesicle. The coding region runs from base 1 to 2103 and encodes 700 amino acids.